AAGGUCCAGUUCGCAGCUCCACAGCGGCGGGGCGAGCAGGAGCGGCAGCCGGAUCUGGAGGAGAGAAUACCGGGUGGUCCGGCUGUUUUAUUACGGUUUUAACGUUCGUACGGUGCUAUUUACGUCGUGGACGAGUGUAAAAACGGAGUGUCGGUUUUUAUAUAAGAUUUGGAAGUAGUUCGGACUGAGGGCUUGGCAGCACGAUGGCUACCCAGUCUGAUCUGAUGGAGCUGGACAUGGCUAUGGAGCAGGACCGGAAAGCUGCAGUCAGCCACUGGCAGCAGCAGUCCUAUCUGGACUCUGGUAUCCACUCUGGGGCCACCACCACCGCACCCUCCCUUUCUGGCAAAGGCAACCCAGAAGAGGAGGAUUUGGACAACCAGGUGCUAUAUGACUGGGAGCAAGGCUUCAGCCAGCCCUUCACCCCAGAACAGGUGGCAGACAUGGAUGGCCAGUAUGCCAUGACCCGUGCCCAACGCGUGCGUGCCGCCAUGUUCCCCGAGACCCUGGAUGAAGGCAUGCAGAUUCCCUCAACUCAGUUUGACUCCGCCAACCCCACAAAUGUCCAGCGACUGGCAGAACCCUCGCAGAUGCUCAAACAUGCUGUUGUCAAUCUCAUCAACUACCAGGAUGAUGCUGAACUGGCCACCAGAGCCAUCCCUGAGCUCACAAAGCUCCUCAACGAUGAAGACCAGGUGGUGGUGAACAAGGCGUCUGUGAUGGUGCACCAGCUCUCCAAAAAGGAGGCCUCGCGCCACGCAAUCAUGCGCUCUCCACAGAUGGUAUCUGCCAUCGUCAGGACGAUGCAGAACACCAACGACGUGGAGACCGCUCGCUGCACAGCCGGAACACUGCACAACCUCUCCCACCACCGAGAGGGACUGCUCGCCAUCUUCAAAUCCGGGGGCAUCCCUGCUCUCGUCAAGAUGCUGGGAUCUCCAGUAGACAGUGUUCUGUUCUAUGCCAUCACCACACUGCACAACCUCCUCCUGCACCAAGAAGGGGCGAAGAUGGCCGUGCGUCUGGCUGGCGGCCUGCAGAAGAUGGUGGCUCUUCUCAACAAGACCAAUGUCAAAUUUCUUGCCAUCACCACAGACUGCCUACAGAUCCUGGCUUACGGCAAUCAGGAGAGCAAGUUGAUAAUCUUGGCAAGUGGUGGACCCCAAGCCCUGGUGAACAUCAUGAGGACAUACACAUACGAGAAGCUGCUGUGGACCACCAGCCGUGUGCUGAAAGUGCUGUCUGUCUGCUCCAGUAACAAACCCGCCAUCGUGGAGGCUGGAGGUAUGCAGGCUCUGGGACUUCACCUGACAGACCCCAGCCAGCGUCUAGUACAGAACUGCCUCUGGACCCUCAGAAACCUGUCAGAUGCUGCAACUAAACAGGAGGGUAUGGAGGGUCUCCUCGGCACCCUGGUGCAGCUCCUCGGCUCAGACGACAUCAACGUGGUCACCUGCGCCGCUGGCAUCCUCUCCAACCUCACCUGCAACAACUACAAGAACAAGAUGAUGGUGUGCCAAGUGGGCGGAAUCGAGGCGCUGGUUCGCACAGUGCUGAGAGCCGGAGACCGGGAGGACAUCACAGAGCCCGCCGUCUGCGCCCUCCGCCACCUCACCUCCAGACACCAGGACGCAGAGAUGGCCCAGAAUGCUGUGCGCCUCCACUACGGCCUCCCUGUGGUGGUCAAACUGCUGCACCCGCCCUCACACUGGCCUCUUAUUAAGGCCACCGUUGGUCUGAUCCGUAACCUGGCACUGUGUCCAGCCAAUCACGCACCUCUGCGCGAGCAGGGUGCCAUCCCCCGAUUGGUCCAGCUGCUGGUGAGGGCGCACCAGGACACCCAGAGACGCACCUCCAUGGGCGGCACCCAGCAACAGUUUGUUGAGGGAGUCAGGAUGGAGGAGAUCGUGGAGGGCUGCACCGGGGCGCUCCACAUUCUGGCCAGAGAUGUGCACAACAGAAUCGUGAUCAGAGGACUCAACACCAUCCCUCUGUUUGUACAGCUGCUGUACUCUCCAAUUGAAAAUAUCCAGCGCGUGGCCGCUGGCGUGCUGUGUGAACUGGCGCAGGAUAAGGAGGCGGCUGAAGCUAUCGAGGCGGAGGGAGCCACCGCACCCCUCACUGAACUGCUCCACUCCAGGAACGAGGGAGUGGCCACAUACGCGGCAGCAGUGCUGUUCCGCAUGUCGGAAGACAAACCUCAGGACUAUAAGAAACGCCUGUCUGUGGAACUGACCAGCUCCCUGUUCAGAACAGAGCCCAUGGCCUGGAACGAGACUGGAGAUAUGGGUCUGGAUAUCGGAGCACAAGGAGAACCUGUUGCAUACAGAGCUGAUGACCCCAGCUAUCGCUCCUUCCACUCCGGCUACGGUCAAGACGGCCUGGGAAUGGACGGCAUCCUCGAGCACGAGCUGGCCGGCCACCACCCUGGAGCGGAUUACCCUGUAGAGGGUCUGCCUGACCUCGGCCACGCCCAGGACCUGAUGGACGGCCUGCCUCCCACAGACUCCAAUCAGCUGGCCUGGUUCGACACAGACCUUUAAAAAACACUCACAGUCUGGACGAAGUGACGCUCUUUUUGUCUGAGUGAAACUGCAUUGUGAUUUUUGCCUGAGGAGUGACGGGACGUUUGCAGAGGGUGGGCGAGCAUAUCGGAAAGUGCCUGACACGACACACACACACUUACACAAACUUACGCACACAUACACACACACAAACAAAUACAUGCAUACAAACUAUAUAUAUACACACACGCACAUGCACACUCGUUGGGGAGGAGAGGGAGGAGUUUCUACACGAAGAGGAAGAGGAAAUGAAGCUGAACCUUUUUUCCCACCCUUUGAGUUUCCUCCCUCUUGUUCCAGACAUUUUGUUUGUUUUUUCUUUCUGCCCUGGAUGGAGGAAGGAAGUUGCGAGGGAUUUGAGGAGCGGAUGCUCUUGACGAUUGCACCAGAGCGAGAUCAUAAGACGGAACUGUAAAACCUUUUUAGCCUGGUUUUUAUUUCACCUUUUUUCUUUUUAAUUUCUUUUUUACCUUCUUUUAUAUCAUCGGUCUUUAUGGUACUGACCCCUAGCUUGGUUUGAUCUCUAGUCUGUAUUCAUUAACUUCACUUUCUGUUUUAUUUUUUCUGUUUCAGCAGUAAUUUGUAUUCCAUUUUAUAACGUCUUUCUGUAGUGUUGAGUUCUAGUGGAGUUGCCUCUGUUGGUUUCUGAAUCUUUCUCACGUAACGGUGUCGAACACUAAUAUCAGUUCUUAUGUAAUCUGACUGAAAGUGUAACAAUGUGUAGCUUUCUUUUUUUCUUUGUUUUAUUUCCUUUUUUUAUACGAUCAGCUGUUCAAAUGGGGUGUACUGGGGUGGGAGAAAUAUAUGCAUUCUUUAUUAAAAUACCUAAAAAACCAAGUGAAGAGAAACUGUUUUCAGUGUAAACGGUUGUUCCAAAAAGGGUUGCGGAGGGGGGGGUGAACUGAGGGUGGGCGGGGGUGCAGGCAGUAGCACAGAGACAGAUCUUUCUUUUCUAUCAUGCUAUCCUGAGGUAGUACCGAUUUAAAGCAACGUGGAGUCGUCAGUGGUUUGCCUGCGUGGCCUAUUUUGGGAACAUGGUUGAUGACAAGGUUAAACAAUAAAAGACUUUUAUUCCA
This is a messenger RNA of Astyanax mexicanus (Mexican tetra), 3640 nucleotides long. Its product is annotated as catenin beta-1. NCBI's taxonomy places the organism in Eukaryota, Metazoa, Chordata, Actinopteri, Characiformes, Acestrorhamphidae. Gene Ontology annotation, molecular function: alpha-catenin binding; protein phosphatase binding; transcription coactivator activity. The coding region runs from base 204 to 2543 and encodes 779 amino acids. The transcript has 16 exons. The record is from RefSeq and is a predicted model, not a curated record. Gene Ontology annotation, cellular component: adherens junction; catenin complex. Gene Ontology annotation, biological process: positive regulation of transcription by RNA polymerase II; cell adhesion.